This is a messenger RNA of Mus caroli (Ryukyu mouse), 748 nucleotides long. RefSeq names its product guanylate kinase-like. Gene Ontology annotation, cellular component: cytosol. The record is from RefSeq and is a predicted model, not a curated record. Gene Ontology annotation, biological process: purine nucleotide metabolic process. NCBI's taxonomy places the organism in Eukaryota, Metazoa, Chordata, Mammalia, Rodentia, Muridae. Gene Ontology annotation, molecular function: GMP kinase activity.
AUGCUGCGGCGCCCGCUGGUCGGGCUGGUGGUGGCCGCCCUGGGUCGGGUCCCCGAGGACGGCAUGGCAGGCCCUAGGCCAGUAGUGCUGAGCGGGCCGUCAGGGGCAGGGAAGAGCACUCUGCUCAAGAAACUGUUCCAGGAGCAUGGCAGCAUCUUCGGCUUCAGCGUCUCCCAUACUACAAGGAACCCACGACCUGGUGAAGAAGAUGGCAAAGAUUACUACUUUGUGACCAGGGAGAUGAUGCAGCGUGAUAUUGCAGCAGGGGACUUCAUUGAGCAUGCUGAGUUCUCAGGGAACCUGUACCGGACAAGCAAGGAAGCUGUUCGGGCUGUGCAGGCCAUGAACCGCAUCUGUGUGCUAGAUGUCGACCUACAAGGUGUGCACAGCAUCAAGAAGACUGAUCUGCAUCCCAUCUACAUCUUUGUGCAGCCUCCCUCGCUGGACGUGCUGGAGCAACGACUGCGACUGCGCAACACUGAGAUUGAGGAGAGUCUGGCAAAGCGGCUGGCAGCUGCACGGACAGACAUGGAGAGCAGUGAGACCAAUGGCAAGGAGCCUGGCUUGUUUGACCUGGUGAUCAUCAAUGACAACCUGGAUAAAGCCUAUGCAACACUGAAGCAGGCGCUCUCUGAGGAAAUCAAGAAAGCACAGGGAACUGUCCAUGCCUGAAGGCCUGCUUCAUUCCACAGAGUGAUGCCUGUGGUCUAAAUUUGCCCGGAGGUGGGGGGAACUUCGCCAGGGCACC